ACGAUUCAUUCGUGUUUUCGUCGUCGUUCGGUUAAACACAUAGCAAAGAGGUGCGCCGUGAGAGUCAAAGCCACAGAUAAAAAAUUUUGUGCACGCGCAUUCUAAUAGUAAAAAAGAAUAACCUGUCAUUAUUUAAUCGCCUUCACGUGUAUUUUGCAACAGUGAAAUAAUAUACUAAGCAGUCUAAUUGUGGCAAGCAAGAGAAAUGCAAACGGCGUUACAUAAGCAAAUGUUCAGCAUUUGCAAAUGAAUAUUUACUAAGCAUUAAAUGAAAACGAAGCAGACGAAAAGGCGUCCGUCAAACUUCCCAGUUUUCGUCUGAAUAUUUCAUCAGCCAUAUACACAAUUUAUGUGCUAAGAGCUGCAGAGUAACUGUAUUGAGAAGCGAAAAUACUUGAACUGAACAACCCAGCAUUCAAUUAGUCAAAGAGAGAGGGAAAAUAUGUGCUCGGCAACAAAACAAAGGCAGAAAUGUUUAAGUAUACGAAGCAACAGCAACAGCAACAACAACAUUAGCAGCAGCAGCAACAGCACCAGCAGCAGACAAAAUAUAUCGGCGCUUAGCAACAAGACGAAUUCACUGCGAAUUGCGGCCAUGUGUAACGAGUUUCUCUGAUUCACCGUAGAUCAAAGACGCAGCUAUAGGCCAAAGAUUGUAAAUAAAAUACGUAGACACGUACACAUACCUAUAUAGAUACAUACAAAUAUAUAUAACGAGUAAAAGAGCAAGCUAAUUGCCUAAAAUAAUAAUAAUAACAGUACAACAAAGUCAAAUCGCGCAAUCGAAAAUGAACGCAAAUACAGCGCCCAGCAGCCCUGGCAAAUUCAAUGUGUUUGCCCACGUCAAAUACGAGCAUCUGGUUGCCGGCGUCUCGGGCGGCGUUGCAUCCACGCUCAUCCUGCACCCACUGGAUCUCAUUAAAAUACGCUUUGCUGUCAAUGACGGGCGCACAGCGGCAGUGCCCCAAUAUCGUGGAUUGGGCAGCGCAUUUACCACCAUCUUUCGCCAGGAGGGCUUCCGUGGACUCUACAAGGGCGUUACACCCAAUGUCUGGGGCUCCGGCUCCUCGUGGGGUCUGUACUUCAUGUUCUACAACACCAUCAAGACGUUUAUUCAGGGUGGCAAUACGACGAUGUCGCUAGGCCCCACAAUGCACAUGCUGGCAGCCGCCGAGUCGGGCGCCCUCACUUUGUUGCUUACAAAUCCCAUUUGGGUGGUGAAGACGCGUCUUUGUCUGCAAUACGAUGCGGCGGGCAGCGCUGAAUACCGAGGCAUGGUUCACGCUCUCGCAGAGAUCUACAGGACGGAGGGAAUACGCGGACUCUACCGGGGCUUUGUGCCCGGCAUGCUUGGCGUCUCGCAUGGUGCCAUUCAGUUCAUGACCUACGAGGAGAUGAAGAACGCAUAUAAUGAAUACCGCAAGCUGCCCAUCGACACGAAAUUGGCAACGAGUGAAUAUUUGGCAUUUGCGGCGAUGUCGAAGCUGAUUGCAGCAGCAGCCACAUAUCCAUAUCAGGUGGUUCGUGCCCGUCUACAAGAUCAUCACCAUCGUUAUAACGGCACCUGGGACUGCAUCAAACAGACUUGGAGGUUCGAGGGUGUGGUGGGCUUCUACAAGGGUUUGAAGGCGAGUCUGAUAAGGGUUGUGCCCGCCUGCAUGAUCACGUUCUUGGUUUAUGAGAACGUCUCGCAUUUCAUGCUGGCUCGAAGCAAACGCCUCCAGGAGAUUGACAAUAUCAAAAAAGAACCUGCUUAAGCUGUGCCUUUUUUAUACCUUUGUUUUAAUUUAGUACGAAAUCUUUCGAUACGUUGAUCGAUGGUCACAAUUAGUUGUUAAUUUGUUAAUAUUAUUUAUAGAUUGAUAUACCUUAAUUGUUAUUGAGUAGAGUCUGUGUGUAAACGAUAUUCCUACGCAAAAGCAUUAUAUAUAGGAAA
This is a messenger RNA of Drosophila navojoa, 1936 nucleotides long. Its product is annotated as solute carrier family 25 member 32. Gene Ontology annotation, biological process: transmembrane transport; nucleotide transport. Lineage: Eukaryota; Metazoa; Arthropoda; Insecta; Diptera; Drosophilidae. The record is from RefSeq and is a predicted model, not a curated record.